Messenger RNA from Branchiostoma belcheri (Belcher's lancelet), 1804 nucleotides. RefSeq lists its product as uncharacterized. NCBI's taxonomy places the organism in Eukaryota, Metazoa, Chordata, Leptocardii, Amphioxiformes, Branchiostomatidae. Bases 80 to 1336 code for a protein of 418 amino acids. The record is from RefSeq and is a predicted model, not a curated record. The transcript is spliced from 10 exons.
GCUGCAGUUGCUGUCUCGUAACGUUUCCAGGUGUCUAAUCCAGGUGUCUAUGUAGGUCUGUCUCCACGUUUCUCCCGCGAUGUUGUACUACCUCCUGGCCGCCCCCGUGCUGCUUGUUGCCGGGUACGCCGUGUCCCAGCUCCUGGUACGGGCCCCGCCGCGCCGCGCCGCCGUGUACUCCCAGCCAGGACCCUGGUACCGCCUCAAGUACUGGGCGUUUGUCGGCAUCCUCGCCUUCAGAAAGUGGAGAUCCAAGAACACUAAGGCAGGAGAAGGCAUGGCAGCUGGGAUGGGAGUUAAGUCAAGGAACAGCAGUGCAGAUAUGGAGGAAAUACAGAAACUACAGGAUCACCCGAAGGCUAUAGAUGCAGUGUACUUCAACGGCUCCAACAGAGAUGGAGUGUACUUUGUAGCAGCAACAGCAAGGAGGCCAAACAAAGUCACCCAAACUGUUCUGUACUUAAGGUUCCCUGAUAUAGGUCUCCUGGAACAUCCAUGUCUGCCCAACACGGCCAUGGAGCGGGAGACAGACAGAGAGUACGCAGCGCGGGGGCUCCGUCUGGAGAUGGUGGAACCCAUGAAGGUCUGGAGACUCUCCUACAGCGGCAAGAUGAGAGCUGUUGACCAGACUAAGCAGCUGCUACAGACUGAGUUUGUGUUGACAUGGACAGCCUGUACUCCGUACUAUGACUUUGACACAGACAUGGAGCCCUGGGCUGUAGCUGAUGCCAUGGCCAGGGAACCCUGGAGUCGGGAGUUCUUCCAAAAUCUUCAGGACAUGCAUCAGACACAUUAUGAGCAGUUCGGCACAUUUGAAGGGACAGUCCACGUGGAAGGGUACCAGGACAGGAAGAUUGUCAUCAAAGGACUGAGAGACCACUCCUAUGGAAAAUACAGAGAUUGGAGUCUGUUUCACCGAUAUGGGCUGCAGAUGUUGCAUCUGGAAGAUGGAACCUGUUUCAAUGUUGGGAUUGUAUCUAUGCCUGCUACCAUGUCCAGGUUGGCUCUAGGAUAUGUGUUACACCCUGAUGGGAGCAAAUCUUCUCUGUCUUCCCUGGACUGGGACCUGUCCACCUGUGGUGAGGACGGCAUUCAACCCAAGAUGUUUGCUUUUGAUUUCAUGGCAGGAGGCAAAAAGUAUCACUUGGAGUGCAAGGUGCUUCGAGCUCCAAUAUUCUACAUUGGGUUUGGAUGGACUGCCAAAAUCCAUGAAGGGUUUGCAGAGUUCACUGUAAAUGGAGUACCAGGGUGGGGUAUAGCUGAGUGGGAUUUCAGGAACCAUGGUGGGCUGCCUGAGGAGUUCAGAAGUGGGACUACUGGAGUAGAAGCCCUGUGAUGUUCAUCCCGAAGGAUAUGCUUGCUCAUAUGACUAGCAAAUGAAAAACAGAGAAUACAAAAUUAUAUCAAUGUGAGAUUUUUUUUACAACGAGUAAUGCUUCCAAUCCAGUGAAUCCAGAAGACAUUUAAGGGCAUACAAGUAGCUACAUGUAACUUGUCACCUUCCAGCUAUUGUCAAUUAACUCAUCAAAAGCAAAACUGUCAACGGAGAUAUGGUUUGCUGUUUUGAGCAGAAUUAUGAUAUACAUCUUGUGGCAAAUCUUCCAGACCCUGAAUGAGCUGAUUUUCUGAAAUGUUUGGGGAGAUUGUAACCUAUAUAAUAUACUUAGAAUAAAGUAGCAAAUACAAUGGGGGGUCUUGUAGUCGGUAGCGCAUUCGGCUCACACCCAAGAGGUCGGGGGUUCGAAUCCUGCCCAAUCUUGUGCCCUUGGGAAAGGCACUUUACACGACUUCCUCACUUCACUCA